Saccostrea cuccullata (small rock oyster) is the source of this 725-nucleotide messenger RNA. Its product is annotated as perlucin-like protein. The record is from RefSeq and is a predicted model, not a curated record. The transcript is spliced from 5 exons. The coding region runs from base 1 to 558 and encodes 185 amino acids. NCBI's taxonomy places the organism in Eukaryota, Metazoa, Mollusca, Bivalvia, Ostreida, Ostreidae.
AUGAGGACAUUUUUGUUUGUUUGGAUUAUUUUUCACCUUAUCAAAAUUCAAGUCACAGAGACUUAUAACUGGCGAUCAUCUGAUGGGUUCCAGCGUUUUGGUCACGUGUCAGCACGACUAACAGACAGACCAUGCCCCCACGGCUGGUUACACUACCAAGGGAGCUGUUAUUAUUUUAGCAGAGACCGACUGGAAUGGUGGAGGGCAUUGGUGAAGUGUAUACGUAUGGAUGGGUACCUUGUAUCUGUAGAGGAAGGACACGAGAAUACAUUCAUACGACGCCAUUUGAUGAUGUUUUACGUACACAGGGGUGCCUGGAUGGGCCUUAACAAGCUUGUUUGUCCAGAAAAGGACCAGUGGUUCUGGGGUGUGACGUCAUCAGAAUGCAGACGAUUUGACUGGUUUUCACAUGAGCUACUUCAUAACAAAAAGGGCAAUAAAUAUUGUGGGUUGUUCUGGCAAAGUUUUAACUACCACUGGCACGUAGACAACUGUGCACAGAAAAACUAUUACAUUUGCGAACUGAAACCGGGUAAAAAAUGUUAUUGUCACAUCUAAGACGUCUGAAAUGUUUUAAAAACAUGGUUUCAUGCAACCCUGGGAUUCCAUGGCAAAUACCCUGGCAGUGCUAAUAACAUUAUGGUCAACAAUGUGUUGAUUUGCUGACAAGACAAUUUUAUCCCUCUAAUUUAGAACAAUAAAUGCUAUAAAAUUGUUUAUAACAA